AAUAAAGGGCUGAGCUAUAAAAGACUGAGAGUUGAAUAUGACUACAGUGUGUCCAUGAAGAGCCGGCAGCAUGUCCGCUGAGGAGGACUAUGACUGUGUGGUGAUCGGGGCGGGAGUCCAGGGCUCCUUCACGGCCUACCAGCUGGCUAAACACAACAAGAAGACUCUGCUGCUGGAGCAGUUCAUUCUGCCUCACACCCGAGGAAGCUCCCAUGGCCAGACUCGCAUCAUACGUAAAGCCUAUGAGCAGGACAUUUACACGCAGAUGAUGGGGGAGGGCUACCAGCUGUGGGCCCAGCUGGAGAAGGAGGCCGGAGUGACGCUGUACAGACAAACUGGACUGUUAGUCAUGGGACCAGAAACCAGUGGGGAAUACCCGCUGGUCAAGAACACCUUGUUGAAGAACAAGGUUCCCACUGUGAUUCUGAGCCGUGAUAACUUCCACCAGCACAUCCCCAACAUGGUGCUGUCUGAGGGCCACGGCGCCCUGCUGGAUGAAACCGCCGGCGUUCUGUUUGCAGACCGGGCCCUGAAGGCGGUUCAGCAUCAGUUUCAGAAGUUGGGUGGGGUCAUACGAGAUAAUGAGAAGGUUAUGGAAAUCAAGCCUGGUUCGGUUGUCAAGGUGACAACCUCUGGAGGAGCUUAUCAAGCGAGAAAUGUGGUGAUCACUGCUGGACCCUGGACCAAUAAGCUCCUGGCUCACACUGGAAUCCAGUUACCACUGGAGACUGUUAAGAUUAAUGUGUGCUACUGGAAAGAGAAGAUUCCCGGGACUUACGGUGUGAAGCAGCGUUUUCCAUGCUUUGUGGUCACUGGGAGUUUGGAGAGCAAAGAACACAUCUAUGGCCUCCCAUCGAAUGAAUAUCCAGACUUGGUGAAGAUUUGCUAUCACAUGGGCAGCAAGACUGACCCAGAUUACAGAGACCUGCAGACAGACACGUCUGACAUCGAUAUCUUGAAGCGAUACGUUUCCAGAUGCAUACCUGGCCUGGUUCCUGAGCCUGCUGUGGUGGAGAGCUGCAUGUAUACACUAACACCUGAUCGCCACUUUGUGUUGGAUUACCAUCCGAACUACAGCAACAUCGUCAUUGGAGCAGGAUUCUCAGGUCAUGGCUUCAAGUUCGGCCCAGUCAUUGGUAAGCUCCUGUGUGAGCUCAGCCUGGGAGAAGUGCCUUCCUUUGACCUUUCACCUUUCAAAAUCAGACGUUUCCAGUCAGAGAUGAAAUCAGCUUUGUAGGAUCAGGACUGGAUUCAUGAAUCCUUCCUCCAACUCUUUUAUUCUUUCAGAUCAUUGUUAUAAUCUACAUGUUUAUAUGAUGUCACCAGUUUUAGAGCUCCUAAAGACAAGAUGUGUUUAACAACUACCCUUUGACACGACAUGAAUUUCUGGUUUACUUUGUUUAGUGAUUUCACCAUCUAGAUAAAGUUUAAACCUUAGUGACCACCUGAAGAGGAUCUUAUUACAAAGCAAAAACACUUUUAGAGUCAAAUAAUUUCACAAGUGAAGCUGUUUUUCUCUUCUGAUCAUUUUAUAAUUUUCUGACAUUCAGACCAGUUUUAGUCUGACUUGAUAUAUGAGAAUAAAAUUGUAUCUGAAUUAAACUUCU
Molecule: messenger RNA, 1607 nt
Organism: Xiphophorus couchianus (Monterrey platyfish)
Lineage: Eukaryota; Metazoa; Chordata; Actinopteri; Cyprinodontiformes; Poeciliidae
Gene: pipox
Product: pipecolic acid oxidase
Exons: 8
Coding region: 71-1237 (388 amino acids)
Cellular component (GO): peroxisome
Molecular function (GO): flavin adenine dinucleotide binding; L-pipecolate oxidase activity; sarcosine oxidase activity
Source: RefSeq, a predicted model, not a curated record